AACUUUCAUAAUACAUUUAAACUAAAAACAAUAAAUAAAACUAUAAAGGGAACUUCCCCCGACAGUUAUUAACGUCCAUUGUCACGAUGCUUAUCGGAAGGCCUGAACACUAUACAAUUCUAAUUUUGGCUAGAGGCCAGCAAAAGUGGUUUCGCUGAACGUUUUGCACGCAAAACUUUCGUGUUUUAUGCGCUCUGUGUGUCAGUCCCACGGCCCCAGCGAUCCUGAACGCACGUCGAUAUCGCGCCUUAUCCUACAGACACGAAGUUCAGUCUUCGUUCAAAAACGAAGUGCUUGUGUUUGGUGAAAGUUUUAAACGUGUUUUCGAACGACAUGUUUGGAUUGGGUUCCUGAAUGUUGCACUCGUAGACCGUGACUUGUUUUGAAUUGACAGCAGCGGGCGGCAUGGCGGCCUCGGGCGGCGGGGGACCGGGGCGCGGCCGCCUGGAGACCAUGGAGGAGCUGCCCUCGGCCGUCGGGGAUGAAGACCCGCAUCCUGACACUGCUGCAGUGGAGGCGUCUCCGCGGGAGGGCGACGGCGACAGCCACGCGCCGGAGGGCGAGCGUCUGCCGGGCGACGGCGCCAGCUGCACCGCGCCCGACGACCAGAGAGUCAGUGAUGAUGAUGUUGAUACAAGUGCAGAAGCUGGAAACAUUAUAGAUCCUUUUAGAAGUGAAGAUGAACCAGUUUCGUACGAUGGCAUGCUGAAGACCGGAAGUUAUUACAAAGGCAUAUACUGGCCUUCCAUUACUAAUAGUUUUAAGGAUGAAAAUUUAGAAUGUUCGUAUCAAAGGUAUUCGCAGAGACAAAGGCAGAAAUCUCUAAUUAUGGUGAACGUUGUAGAUUUAUGUUUAAAGAUUUCAAUUGUUUUACAGAUAUGUUUAUCAAAAAUUUACGCGCUAACCAUGAGAAAUAGUGAUGACUUCCCGAUGUACCAGAUCGCGUGGACGGUGACGUUCUCGUGCCUCAACGUGGCCGUGUGCCUGCUGGGCUCGUGGCGCUGCUUCGCCAACAACUACCUGCACUGGGCCGCCGCCUGCACCUGGAUCCUGCUCAUUGGACAAGCGCUCAGCGGGCAAGGCAUCGGGUUCCAGGCGCCCGAGCACCAGGUGUGGUACAUGCUGUUCAUAGUGUUCGUGCCCUACGCCAUGCUGCCGCUGUCCCUCGGCUGGUGCAUCGUGAUUGGAUGGCUGAGCUCCGUGUCGCACGUGCUGGCCACCGCCGUGGACAUACGGGAGAUCAUGGACAGACACCCGCAAGCUGCAUCCAGCUGCGGCGUGCGCAUGCUGGUGGGCAACAUGCUGCUGUACAGCGCCGUCAACUUCGCCGGCAUGUACGCCAAGUACCUGGCCGACUGGGGGCAGCGCAAGGCCUUUCUCGAGACGCACCGCUCCAUGGUCACCCGACAGCGGACCAAGCGCGAGAGCGACAGGCACUGGAGGCUGUUUCAGUCGGUGAUACCAGACUUUUUGGCGAAGGAGAUUUACAAUCACGUGUCCAAAGUGAAGGGAGACUUCCAAGAACAACAAUUCAACAAUUUCUACAUACAAAGACAUCAAGAUGUUUCAAUUUUAUUUGCCGAUAUUAAAGGAUUUACAGAACUUUCCAGUAAGUGUAGCGCACAAGAACUAGUCAAACUACUCAACGAACUUUUCGCAAGAUUUGAUAGAUUGGCUUCGGAGAACCACUGCCUGCGCAUCAAGUUGCUCGGCGACUGCUACUUCUGCGUGUCGGGGCUGCCGGAGCCGCGCGCCGACCACGCUCACUGCUGCGUCAACAUGGGGUUGCACAUGAUCCGCGCCAUCCGCGACGUGCGCUACAACGCACAGGUGGACCUAGACAUGCGCAUCGGUAUCCACAGCGGCGCGGUGCUGUGCGGCGUGCUGGGGCUGCUCAAGUGGCAGUUCGACCUGUGGUCGCAGGACGUCACGCUCGCCAACCACAUGGAGAGCGCCGGGUUGCCCGGUCGCGUGCACAUCUCAGCUGCGACGCUGGAGUGCCUGGACAAUGCGUUCGAGGUGGAACCAGGCGAGGGGGAGACUCGGAACGCGUACCUGCGCGACCAGGGCAUCACCACCUACCUGGUGAAGACCACCGAGCUGCCGCGCCGGACUAGGCAUAGGUCCAAGCCGAGCAUCCAGCCCCCGACUCAGCCGACAGUGGACACCACCCCGCGGCGCAUCAGCAACAGCAUCGACGACGAAACCACCACGGACUGGACGCCGGAGCUGCCCUUCCAAAACUACUACACUAGCCACGUUAUAGCUAAUGGGUUCCUAAACCGUGGACGCGGAUUCAGAACGAAAGCAGAAGACAUAGAACAAGGUCCAGAUAACGACGAAGUGCCAGCACUUGUGGAGGAAGAAGACAUAAUAAACCACUCCAUAGAAGUGAGCAGCAACCGCGAGAUGCGGUGCCGCGAGAUGGCGCCGUGGUCGCUGCGGUUCCGACAGCCCUCGCUGGAGCUCAGCUUCACGUGCCUCGAGGAACGCACCUUCAAGUCCAACCUCAUGUGCUGCCUCAUACUGUGGCUGUUCAUUGUUGCCGUGCAUUAUGUUAUUCAUUAUAACUGCAAGUUCCUGGUGCUGAUCCUGCUGUUGAUGACGAUUCCCCUCGCGCUGUCAUUCACCAUCAUCAUGCUGGAGGAGUUCAACGUGAAGCUGCCCAAGCUCAAGAUGGUGUCGUCGUGGAUCAGCGGCUCGCGCAUGCGCCGCAGCGUGCACAUUUGCACCUUCAUCACUGUCAUGUCUAUUUCUAGCACCAUAAAACUCUACGUCUGCCCAGACUCCUUCCCAGAAACAGAAGCAACCAGUAACAACACUACAAACAACAACACCACAUCCAAUGCCACUUUCAGAAAGUCCAUAAUUCACCUAUUCAAUACAGAAGAGGCAAUAAACGGCGAAUGCUACCGCCCUGAAUAUGUGGUGUUUACGUGGAUAAUCUGCCUGGUGGCGCUGACUUCGAUCCUCAAGUUGUAUUACCUGAUCAAGACGCUCCUGGCAUUUGUGAAUGUGGCCAUCUACGCUGGCCUGCUGCUUACCUACUAUGACGUUUACUACUUCGACUGGCAGGGGGCUAACGCAGAGCUGCCAUUCUACGUGCAGAUGUUAAUCCUGAUGAUAGUAUUCCUGGUGAUGGUGGUGUACCACGCGCGGCUGAUCGAGGUGACGUCACGGCUGGACUUCCUCUGGAAGCUGCAGGCUGAGACCGACCUGCAGGAGAUGAAGGAGACGCAGCGCACUAACAGAUGUCUGCUCAAGCACAUAUUGCCCGAUCACGUGGUUAACCAUUUCUUGUCGAAGGAUCGAUGUCCUGAUGAGUUGUACUCUCAGUGGCGCGACGAGGUGGGCGUGAUGUUCGCGGGCAUCCCCAACUUCCACGAGUUCUACAGCGAGCAGAAGGCCGUCGACUGCAUGCGCCUUCUCAACGAGAUAAUUUUUGACUUUGACAAGCUGCUGAGUCAGGCGCGGUUCAAGAGCAUCGAGAAGAUCAAGACCAUCGCGGCUACUUACAUGGCUGCUUCUGGACUCAACCCAGAUGACAAGUCGGACGCGGAGGACUGCUCGCACCUGUGCGCGCUGGUGGACUACGCGUUUGCGCUCAGAGACGCACUCGACGACAUCAACAAGCACUCCUUCAACAAGUUCCGGCUCAGAGUCGGCAUAAGCUGCGGGCCGCUAGUCGGCGGCGUGAUCGGCGCGCGCAAGCCCGUGUACGACAUCUGGGGCAACACCGUGAACGAGGCGUCGCGCAUGGAGAGCACCGGCGCCAUGGACCGCGUGCAAGUCACCAAGUACACCAAGCAGCUACUAGAGCGGCGAGGCUAUUCGCUGCAGCCCCGCGGCAUGGUGCAAGUGAAAGGCAAGGGACGCAUGGAGACAUGGUGGGUGUCAGGGCGGGCCGCGGUGGCCGCCGAGCCGCCCGCGCCGCCGCUGCCCCCGCGCUCGCUCGCGGCCCUCGUCUACACCAUGUUGCAGGCGAGGAAGAGGAUCUACACGCAUCCCGCGCAUAGCACCGCCAGCACGGAGCUAGACCGCGGCGGGUCGGUGCGGGGACGGCUGCCUACUCGCAGCGACACCGCGCCCGCCUCCGCGCGCCGCCGCCCUGCCUCCGACAAGCUGCGGCGCGCACGCACCAGGCAUCCGCACCAUAGCAUAUCCUACAACGAAGCGGAGCCGGGGAUCAGGCCGCACGCGAGCAGCCUCGUAGUCCGGCGCGCCGACCCCGCCGUGCCCGCCCCCGGCAGCGUCUCCGCCCCCCACACCCCCACCACCCCGCACUUGCCGCCCCCACACACGCACAAACUGGGCCUAGGAGCGCGCCUCAAAGCCGCCAGCUUCUCCUACAAGACACGACCGCAGGACAAAUCACCCAAAUUCAAAGAAGACAAAGAUAAUACGAUAACGAAUGGCGCCCCUAGGUCUUUUAGAUUCAGGUCUGUGACUACUGCGUCAUUCUUCCGCAGUAGAAAUAAGGAGAAAAGAAAAGAGGAUGAAAAAGAUGAGACGUCUAUUACUACUAAAAUGUAAGUUUCUUUGUAUGUAUCUUGUGGUGUAGAUUCGUUUACGAAUUGCAAAUGUAAAGAUCUAUUCUUUUUGUAGUCAUUUUCAUUUACUUAUCAGUAAGGGAAAUUUAAUUUUAAGUAUGAAGGAUAAAGAUUUAUUUAUUUUUUAAAUAUAUCGAUGUGAUAAUAUUAGCGCAAAAUGUACCCUUACAUAAAUUAUUAUGAUCUGACUAGAUCGCGAUAAAUCUAGAAAUAAAAUGUCGACAGUUUAUGACAUACCUAAUUACUUAGGGCCCCUUGCACCAACAAAUUAAAUCUAGAUUUAUUGUCAAAUGUCGAUUUAAGAAACGUCAGUCCAUAUAAAAUUUGACACUAAAUCGAGAUUUAACACUAAAUCUAGAUUUAAUAUGUUGGUGCAAGUGGCCCUAAAUGUAUAAUUAUUACCUUAUAUGUUUACGUUAAUUUAACGUUAAUUUUAAGCUUCAAAGGGGGUUAAACGCUAUGAUGGUCUUCCAAGUGAAGGUAAAUUUGCUAAGAUAUGAGAAUCGGACGAGGUUGGGUGAGUUGUAUCUUAUUCUGACCUCACUGUACUGUUAUUAAUACCUAUUCCUUUAGUAUUAAUACGUAAUUAUUUAAAUGUUUAGACAAUGAAAGAAUUAGCUAGUAAGAAUUCAAUCAUGUAAAAUUGUUUUACAUAGGCAAAUUAUUAAAAUGAAUAUAAUAUAUACGUUAUUUUUACGGGUUCCUUCUAGUAUUGCUAAUCGAUAACAAAUCAUUUGAUUUCAUUAAGCAGCCGCCACAUUAACAUAGAAGUAUUGGUGGCGGCUGUGUAUAAAUAUGCCAAAGAUAAGUGAUCUCCAAGUGCAUUUUGAUCUGUUAGAUUAUACUAAGUAUUAAUGUUAAGUUAGUAGAAUUUUAUACUAAAUGUUAGUUACUAAUAUUUCCGUCUAAAUGUUACCAAAACUAAAAUAGCCAAAGAAAUAUAAUGUAUUUUUUACUAAA
Messenger RNA from Plutella xylostella (diamondback moth), 5510 nucleotides. Its product is annotated as adenylyl cyclase 78C. Gene Ontology annotation, cellular component: plasma membrane. The record is from RefSeq and is a predicted model, not a curated record. Gene Ontology annotation, biological process: cAMP biosynthetic process; adenylate cyclase-activating G protein-coupled receptor signaling pathway; intracellular signal transduction. Gene Ontology annotation, molecular function: adenylate cyclase activity. Lineage: Eukaryota; Metazoa; Arthropoda; Insecta; Lepidoptera; Plutellidae.